ACAGUUCCACGCUUGCCUGGAUAAGGGUCCAAGGUCCAAGAAAACGCAAGGCAAUCUUUCAUACACUUCUGAUUUUGGUAAUAUUGCCAUUUAUGUGUUAGAUUUGUUUCGUUAGAUAUUCUGAUAGAUUCCUGAGAGUGAAACAAGCCCUUCAUACGAAAUCGGGAGUCACCCAGAAAGUGUUUUGUUAGGAGGAAGAGGAAGAGGAAGAGGAGGAUGAGUUCAGCAAGAAGUGUGAGGAAGCUGGAAGUGGUGUCGCCUGUACCGGCAGACAUAGACAUUGCCAAUUCCGUUGAACCGUUUCAUAUCUCUGAGAUUGCCAAGGACCUUAAUCUCAGCUCCAAUCACUAUGAUCUCUAUGGCAAAUACAAGGCCAAGGUUUUGUUAUCUGUGCUUGAUGAGCUUCAAGGAUCUGGAGACGGGUAUUAUGUGGUGGUUGGAGGGAUAACCCCAACUCCUCUUGGAGAAGGCAAGUCUACUACUACUGUUGGGCUGUGUCAAGCUUUGGGUGCAUUUCUGGAUAAAAAGGUUGUUACCUGCCUUCGCCAACCAUCACAAGGACCAACCUUUGGAAUUAAAGGGGGUGCAGCUGGUGGUGGUUACAGUCAGGUGAUCCCAAUGGAUGAGUUCAACCUUCAUCUUACAGGUGAUAUCCAUGCAAUAACUGCUGCAAACAAUCUUCUAGCUGCUGCCAUUGAUACUCGGAUUUUCCAUGAGUCCAGUCAGUCAGAUAAGGCUCUGCUUAAUCGGUUGUGCCCACCAAAUAAAGAAGGAAAGCGAAGCUUUAGUGAUAUCAUGUUCAGACGUCUGAAGAAGCUUGGUAUUUCCAAAACCAAGCCUGAGGAACUUACACCUGAAGAAGUUAAAAGUUUUGCUAGGCUUGACAUUGACCCAAAUUCUAUCACAUGGAGAAGAGUGAUGGAUGUGAAUGAUCGAUUUUUGAGGAAGAUUACCAUUGGCCAGGGGCCAGAAGAAAAAGGGAUGGUUAGGGAAACAGGAUUUGAUAUUUCUGUUGCCAGUGAGAUAAUGGCAGUUUUAGCCCUGACAACAUCUCUAUCUGAUAUGAGAGAGAGGCUUGGAAAAAUGGUGAUUGGAAAUAGCAAGGCUGGUGAACCUAUAACUGCUGAUGAUCUUGGUGUUGGAGGUGCUCUAACAGUGCUUAUGAAAGAUGCUAUUAACCCUACCUUGAUGCAGACCCUUGAAGGGACCCCUGUUCUUGUUCAUGCAGGUCCUUUUGCAAACAUUGCCCAUGGUAAUUCUUCUAUCGUGGCUGAUAAGAUUGCAUUGAAAUUGGUUGGACCAGGUGGGUUUGUGGUCACUGAAGCAGGUUUUGGUGCUGAUAUUGGAACUGAGAAGUUCAUGAAUAUCAAGUGCCGAUAUAGUGGUUUAACACCUCAAUGUGCUGUUAUUGUGGCAACAAUAAGGGCCUUGAAGAUGCAUGGUGGUGGGCCAGAAGUUGUUGCUGGAAAGCCCCUUGACCAUGCUUACUUGAACGAGAAUGUGUCAUUGGUUGAAGCUGGUUGUGUGAAUCUGGCCAGGCAUAUUGCUAAUACAAGGGCUUAUGGUGUAAAUGUUGUUGUUGCUGUUAACAUGUUCUCCACUGAUACACAGGCAGAACUGGAUGCUGUUAGAAAUGCAGCAUUGGCUGCUGGAGCAUUUGAUGCUGUUGUCUGUACUCACCAUGCUCAUGGUGGAAAGGGAGCGAACUGAGUCUUUUUUUUUUUCUUUUUUUUCUUUUUCUUUUUCUAAUGAAAAAAUAGAGAAAUUAAUGUUUU
This is a messenger RNA of Rubroshorea leprosula, 1775 nucleotides long. NCBI's taxonomy places the organism in Eukaryota, Viridiplantae, Streptophyta, Magnoliopsida, Malvales, Dipterocarpaceae. The record is from the annotation of a GenBank genome assembly.